Messenger RNA from Malaya genurostris, 1407 nucleotides. RefSeq names its product 26S proteasome regulatory subunit 8 (gene Rpt6). Gene Ontology annotation, cellular component: proteasome regulatory particle, base subcomplex. Bases 121 to 1332 code for a protein of 403 amino acids. Gene Ontology annotation, molecular function: ATP binding; ATP hydrolysis activity; proteasome-activating activity. Gene Ontology annotation, biological process: proteasome-mediated ubiquitin-dependent protein catabolic process. The transcript has 3 exons. NCBI's taxonomy places the organism in Eukaryota, Metazoa, Arthropoda, Insecta, Diptera, Culicidae. The record is from RefSeq and is a predicted model, not a curated record.
CAUUUAACAGCCUUCAUUGCUUGCUUAUUGUCUGUAGCUCUUCCGAUGAGCUUGCAUAAAAUUGAUUCACUGUAUUUGAACUAUAAUUGUGCCGAAAAACUUAAAUAAAAGUAUAACAGGAUGACUCAGGCUUCCAAGAUGGAAGUGGAUCCUCCCAAAGGGGAAGGUUUCCGGUCUUAUUAUAUCCAAAAGAUUGAAGAGCUGCAGCUCAUUGUCACCGAGAAGAACCAAAAUUUGCGUCGUUUACAAGCUCAAAGAAAUGAGCUGAAUGCCAAGGUUCGGAUGCUCCGAGAAGAAUUGCAACUACUGCAGGAGCAGGGAAGCUACGUAGGAGAAGUCGUAAAACCGAUGGAUAAAAAGAAGGUUCUGGUUAAAGUUCAUCCUGAGGGAAAGUUUGUAGUGGACAUCGAUAAAAACAUCGACAUAAAUGAUGUCACACCGAACUGCCGUGUUGCACUGCGUAACGAAAGCUACACGCUGCACAAAAUUCUGCCGAACAAGGUCGACCCGCUAGUGUCGCUUAUGAUGGUCGAAAAGGUACCGGAUUCAACUUACGAAAUGGUUGGUGGAUUAGACAAACAAAUUAAAGAAAUCAAGGAAGUAAUUGAGCUACCAGUUAAGCAUCCGGAGCUGUUCGAUGCUCUCGGCAUUGCCCAGCCAAAAGGAGUGCUUUUGUAUGGACCUCCAGGAACCGGAAAGACUUUGCUAGCCAGAGCUGUCGCUCACCAUACUGAAUGUACGUUUAUUCGUGUGUCCGGUUCAGAACUUGUGCAGAAAUUCAUUGGCGAAGGUUCCCGAAUGGUGCGAGAACUUUUCGUUAUGGCUAGAGAACACGCUCCGUCUAUCAUAUUCAUGGAUGAAAUUGAUUCCAUCGGUUCGUCUCGUAUUGAAAGCGGCAGUGGUGGUGAUUCCGAGGUCCAAAGAACUAUGUUGGAAUUACUUAAUCAGCUGGAUGGAUUUGAAGCGACGAAGAACAUUAAAGUUAUUAUGGCAACCAACCGAAUUGAUAUCCUGGAUCCGGCACUGUUGCGUCCUGGUCGCAUCGAUCGUAAAAUUGAAUUCCCCCCACCGAAUGAGGAAGCCCGCUUGGACAUUCUGAAAAUUCAUUCGCGUAAGAUGAAUCUGACACGCGGUAUCAAUUUGCGCAAGAUUGCCGAGCUGAUGCCUGGUGCUUCCGGGGCCGAGGUGAAGGGCGUGUGCACGGAAGCUGGCAUGUAUGCUUUGCGAGAGCGCCGAGUUCACGUCACUCAGGAGGACUUCGAAAUGGCAGUCGCAAAGGUCAUGCAGAAGGACUCCGAGAAGAAUAUGUCUAUCAAGAAACUUUGGAAAUAGAUCGGAGAAAUUUCACAGAGUAUCAUUUUUCUUAUGAGUAAAUUAAGCUUGCUACCUAAUAAAUAACAAAUUGAA